GGACGUUAGCUGACUUGCUGACCAACCACAAGCGUUACCUGGUCCUUUAAAGGCAACACUGACACUAACAGAUCAAAGGGAACCAGUGUACAUUGGAGAUGACGUGACUCUGGACUGCAGCAUUGAUGGCGGUCAUACAGGCCUGGCAUAUCUCUGGUAUAAAGAUCUUAAGGCAAGCUGGAGAAACAAUGAAAACACAGUGACAAUCUCGUCUGUGACUGUGUCUGACAGCGGACAGUACCAGUGUGAAGCCUAUAGAGAUGCCCCCCCUUCUCCCGUUCCUGUCUCUUUUAUCAGUAAUGAUGUUACACUGAGAGUUAAUGGUAUACGGCUUUAUAAAAAGAGUUAAAUUUUAGCCAACAGUUGUAUUCUAACUGUGACAUCAGAUCAGCCUCUCUGACUUAGUGACUGUGCUAUUUUCGAUGGAAACCUGACGAUCCUUCAACAUCAGGAGAAUCAACAUUUCAAUAUGGGGGCUGUUGUGCUUGAAUGAGGUGUUCCAUCAGUGAGUUUUACACCCACACAGUGUAAAGAAGCUCAUCUUGGAAGGUGGUUGUGCAUGAGAUGUUUCAUUGGUGAAAGACCUUAAGAAGUGCCCAAGGAGUGGGAAUGAGGAGCUGCAAAGACCUGCAAAGGCCUACUGUCUGCCAUUUUCCCAUACUGACGAGAGUAGACCAGGAGUUUAAGGCUGCUUCCAUAUCGCUGAAGGAUUCUCUCAGAAGACUUUCGCCCAACUGAAGAACUGCUGGAGAUGACCGAAAUAAAGAGAGGCCAAACUUAAAAUGACCACAAAACGUAAAGGAAAGGAAAUCUUUGAAGGGGGUGAGGUCGAAAUGAGCUGCAAUGUCGAUGGGAAUCCACUUAAGUGGAAAUAUGAACUGUACAAGACUGGGGACAAAUACCCUUAUGGAAACCAAAUGAAGAAGAAGUUUUACAUCAGCCCUGUGACUCCAUCAGACAGUGGAGAGUACAAGUGUCGAGCCGUAAAAGAUGAUCUUCACUCGAGAUUUAGCGAACCUGUGGAGCUACGUGUGUCAGUUUCAGAGGUGACAAGAGUGAAAGCCACACCAUCAUAUAAAGAGGUGACUACAGUGAAUGCCCCACUACCAUAUAAAGAUUUGACUACAGUGAAAGCCCCACCAUCAUAUAAAGAGGUGACUACAGUGAAAGCCUCGUCGUCAUAUACAGAGAUGACUACAGUGAAUGCCCCACCAUCAUAUAAAGAAGCCAUUACAGUGAUAGCCUCCCCAUCAUAUACUGAACUGUCAGUGGAGAAUGAAGUCCGACUUGCCAUAUCUGGUCUGGUGUUGAUUGUACUGCUGAUCAUUGUGGCUGAGUUUUUGUGGAGCAGAUCUAACAAAGCUGUGUCGACUUCAGGACAAGCAGAAUCAGAAAGUAACACAAACUUGUAAAUCAUACAAACAACACCUCGAAUCUGUGAUUACUUGAGAUGGCUCAAAGAUAAGCAACCUUCAGGGAUUUAGUUGAUCAAAUUGUUUGGUUACUUUUGUCAAAUUACUUUGCUUCAUAUCAAUACAAUGGAAACAAAGGCUCCGCUAUUACUAGAGAAGAACUGCUUGACAUUUGGGAUACUUUACGUAUUAAUUUCAACACGGACGUACGGGACUUGCCUAAAAAACUAUUGCUUAGGAAAUCCUAAGAUGAUGUAAGUACUCACAGCUCCAGGAAUUAAAGUUUGUGCUGAAGACGUUGUGAGGGCAAGUCGACACUCUUGUGUGCUUUAGAAGAUGUGGAUUUCAAGUAGCGCUUUGUCUUCCAAACGUUCAGUCUCUUAGCUACAAAGCAGAUGAGUUACGCUUGCUCAAUAAAACUGA
Polypterus senegalus (gray bichir) is the source of this 1835-nucleotide messenger RNA. RefSeq lists its product as uncharacterized. Gene Ontology annotation, molecular function: transmembrane signaling receptor activity. The coding region runs from base 783 to 1412 and encodes 209 amino acids. NCBI's taxonomy places the organism in Eukaryota, Metazoa, Chordata, Cladistia, Polypteriformes, Polypteridae. The transcript is spliced from 12 exons. The record is from RefSeq and is a predicted model, not a curated record. Gene Ontology annotation, biological process: cell surface receptor signaling pathway.